This is a messenger RNA of Brassica napus (rape), 2202 nucleotides long. RefSeq lists its product as uncharacterized. The record is from RefSeq and is a predicted model, not a curated record. Gene Ontology annotation, cellular component: nucleolus; nucleus. Bases 190 to 1461 code for a protein of 423 amino acids. NCBI's taxonomy places the organism in Eukaryota, Viridiplantae, Streptophyta, Magnoliopsida, Brassicales, Brassicaceae. The transcript is spliced from 14 exons.
CCAAAAACAAUUAAAAACUGGAAACCGGUUCGUAGGUUAAGUGAAAGAGCUCUAGGGUUUAUGAUUCUCUUCUUCUCAUAGCUCAGCCAAGUUUCUCCUUUUUUAAAAACUUCUUCUGUGCUCGUAGACAGCUUUGAGGUCAACGACUCCAAGUUUUCUCGACAGUUUUGAGCGUUAGGAGUGUUUAAGAUGGCUGGGGGAUCAAAGAUGUCUAAAAGGUCAAGACUUUAUGAAAGUGAAUCAGAAGAGAUGAGCGAGCCUGAGGACAAUCUCGAGGUGGAAGGGGAGAGUGAAGAUGAAGAGUUGUCUGAUGGUGAAGGAGAUAGCAUGGAAGAAGAAGAAGAAGACGAGGAAGAUGAUGAUGAAGGAGAUAGUGAGGAAAGUGAAGAAGGAGGUGAGAAGGAAGAUGUGGAUGGAGAAAGCGAUGAACUUGAUGAUGGAGGUGACGAAGAAAGCGAGAGUGGCGAUGAAGAGGACGAUGACAAUAAAGAUGCUGCCAUGGAAGAGCUUGAGAAAGAGUACCAGGAGCUUCGUUCUCAGGAACAGGAUAUAUUGAAAAACCUGAAGCGUGAUAAGGGUGAGGAUGCUGCUAAAGGUCAAGCUGUGAAGAACCAGAAGGCUCUUUGGGAUAAAACUUUGGAGUUCAGAUUCUUACUUCAGAAACCAUUUAGUAGUUCAAACAGAUUGCCACAGGAGACUGUCAAAUCGUCUUUUUGUUCGGAAGAUGAGAAGGUCUCAACAGCAUACUCAGAGCUAAUUACUUCGUCUAAGAAGACAUUAGAUUCCCUCUUGGAGUUGCAAGAGGCUUUGUUUGAGAAGAAUCCCUCGGUUGACCAACAAGCAAAUGGUACCGAAUCCAAUAAAUCAGAUGCAGAAGAUAGCGAUGAAUGGCACAGAAUAUCUGACAUGCAGAAAAGGAUGUGUGUGUUCCGAAACAAGGCUGUGGACAAAUGGCAGAGAAGAACACAAGUCACAACUGGUGCAGCUGCUAUUAAAGGAAAGCUCCAUGCCUUUAACCAGAACGUUAGUGAGCAGGUUGCUUCGUACAUGAGGGAUCCAAGUAGAAUGAUUAAGCAAAUGCAACAAUCAAGAUCUACUGUCGCUGUUUUUGGAACCGUAGCUGAGGAAACCAUGGAACCAAAACAAGAGGAAAAACAAGUUGAAGGAGACCCUGAGCUAGUGGAGGAUGCAGAAUUCUAUCAACAGUUACUAAAGGAGUUCUUUGAGACCAUCGAUCCAGCUUCCUCAGAGGCGGCUUUCUACGCGAUGAAGAAGUUUCAAACGAAGAAGAGGAAAGUUGUGGAUCGGCGUGCCUCUAAGAGCAGAAAGAUCAGGUAUAAUGUGCAUGAGAAAAUUGUCAACUUCAUGGCUCCACGACCUGCGAAGAUUCCUCCAAAUACUGCAGAUUUGCUGAAGAAUCUGUUCGGUCUCAAGAACAGAAACGGUCUGUCUGAAGCAUAAUGUUUUAAAAAAAACCGGAAUUUUGAAAACGCAGGGAAUAGAUUGAUAAUUACAUUACUUGUUGUGUGGUGCGUUGUUGUAAUACAAUCUUUUGAUAGUGGAAAACUCAUUUUAUAUAUCAAACAUUAUCUCAGUUUUUUAAUAAUCCACAAAUGCUACACAGAAAAUCAGAGAGUAUGAGCUUAAUGAUCAACUACUACAGGUGGAAACACCCAAAUUAUUCAAUGAUCAACAGAAGGCAAAACGCUGACGUUUUAUUUGUCUAUUUUUUGAAGCCCUAGAGAUAGAGCUUAAUGACCUACACCGUAUAUAUAAAGCACAUCCAGAAGUAAAGGUUCUUCUGCGUUAUAAUCUCAGCUUUGCCAAGCUCCGUUGAACAGGAGAGUGAGGAAGAAAGAGAUGGCUGGGCACAAGAUUGCACACGCAACCUUGAAAGGACCAAGUGUGGUGAAGGAGUUAGUUAUCGGUCUUGCGCUAGGCCUAGCUGCUGGUGGGAUGUGGAAGAUGCACCACUGGAACGAGCAGAGGAAGACGAGAGCAUUCUAUGAUUUGCUUGACAAGGACGAGAUUAGUGUUGUUGUUGCAGAGUAGUAGACUAGUAGUAGUGAGAUCUUCUCCUCCAGCACUAAAUAUUUUUGAUGAUGACGAUCACCUACAACUACAAACUUUAGCGUUUGUUAUUAAGUUCAACAACACCCAUCAUCAUUAAAUAUAUAUGAUGAUGAUUUCUAGUUUUUCAUU